Anthonomus grandis grandis is the source of this 1567-nucleotide messenger RNA. RefSeq lists its product as uncharacterized. The transcript is spliced from 3 exons. The record is from RefSeq and is a predicted model, not a curated record. Bases 164 to 1327 code for a protein of 387 amino acids. Lineage: Eukaryota; Metazoa; Arthropoda; Insecta; Coleoptera; Curculionidae.
AAUAAUUGCAUUUUAGGUUUAAAAUACGGAAAAUAUUCGCUUUGUACCGUCGCAUGCUAUUUAAGAUGGAUGAUUAUUCAAUAGCUGCAGCUGCCUACUUUUUUAUGUGUUACUAUAAUAAUUUAAGGAAAAAGAAAAAAAACCUAGGAAAAGAAGAUGGUGGAUGGUUUCCCUUCAUCAUAGUAGAAAAAGGUAUGAUGGAAUCAACAUGCUUGCAGAUUUACAACAGGAGCAUUCUGAUCAAUUUGAAAAUUUUUGCCGGAUGUCUUCAUCAGAUUUUAACAAUUUACUUGACAGAAUUGGCCCAAGUAUCGCAAGAAGAGAUACUAAAUGGCGAAAAGCAAUUCCAGCAAAAAUUCGUUUAGCUGUGACUCUUCGGUUUUUGGCGACUGGAGAUAGCUAUCAAAGUCUUCAUUAUCUCUUCAAAAUAUCUCCCCAAGUAAUUUCUGAAAUUGUGCCGGAGGUGUGCAGUGCAAUAAUUGAAGCAUUAAAAGACAAUAUAAAGAUUCCCAAGGAAAAGCAAGAAUGGUUAGCAAUAGCUUCUAACUUUGAAACUAGAUGGCAGUUUCCCCACUUUUUAGGGGUCAUGGAUGGGAAGCAUAUUGUACAAUGCCCAUUUAAUACUAAUUCAGAAUAUUACAACUACAAGGGCAGCUUUAGCAUUGUUCUCAUGGCAUUGGUUGACAGCAAUUACAAUUUUAUAUAUGCAGAUGUAGGUUGCCAGGGAAGAAUUAGCGACGGUGGUGUUUUUCGAAACAGCACAUUAUAUGAAAACAUUUAUGGACCAAAUGCAACCAUUCCACAGUCGGUACCAAUUGCAGGAUAUAAAAAUGAAGAUUUACCCUAUGUCUUUCUUGCUGACGAUGCUUUUGAACUAACCACAAAAAUUUUAAAACCUUAUCCUGGCAUUCAUAAGAAAGGGUCUUUUCAACGGAUUUUCAAUUAUCGCCUCUCCCGUGCGCGCAUUAUAGUUGAAAAUGUAUUUGGCAUAAUGGCCUCUGUAUUUAGAGUUCUUAGAAAACCGAUGUUAUUGCAACCAAGUAGGGCAACUUUAAUAACUUUGACAUGUGUCUAUCUGCAUAAUUAUUUACGUAAAAGUAGAACUUCACGGCCUAUGUACACGCCACAAGGCUCUUUUGAUUCAUUUACGGAAGAUAAGGACUACCGACCCGGCUCAUGGAGAAACGAUUCAGAAAAUAUUUCCUCACUGCUACCACUACAAAAAAUUCCACGUAAAUCACCGCAAAGUGCUCAAAACGUGAGAGAUGAAUAUGCGAAUCAUUUUAUGACUUCCGGAAGGGUAGAGUGGCAAGAAAAAUAUAAUUAGUUCAGGGUUAAUUAAUUACUACUUAUUUAAAGAAUGUACCUAGCUGUCAUCUAAUAUACCUAUGUACAGGGUGAUUCAUUAUAAAUGUUUACCCCCCUUAACUUUCUUUUCUGGUACACCCUGGGAGGGGUAAACAUUUAUAAUGAAUCACCCUGUACCUUAAUUAGUAUUUAUUAAUUAAAUAUAAUCCACGUUAAACUUCUGAUUUUGAGUAAUAAUAAAUAUAAAAAUUAAAAUUUA